AAUUAGGUUUGUUGGUGAUGUGUUUGCUUGUAAGUUUUACAUCUCGUGUUUACAGUUUUCCAAGCGGUGAUCUUUGUACAAUGUUGAAUGAAUACACGUAUUACAUAAAAGUGGGUGAAGUUGGACAGAUAAGUGUUGGAAACGAAAGCUUUCCGUCCGGUCAAAAUGGCACAAGUACAGUACCAACGACGUGUAUGGUCGAAUUGGUCACGUGUCCGUCCUGCCAUAUCUCUGUGUCUUUUCUUCAUAUAAAUAUUUCUACCUGUAGCCAAGACAACAGUUGCAGGUGUAGUUACGUCCAAAUUGUAGAACCAUCUUACGACCACGUCAGGCGUCAUCUAUGCGGUUAUGGGCGAAACAGCUCGUUCCAUCACGUGGAAUCUCAGACCAAGGUCACUUCCAUUCGUUAUACACGAAAAUCAGCCUUUGAUUCUUUCACCUUACAGUUCAUUGUAUUGAACAACAUCUAUACCUUCCAAGGCACACAAGACUAUUCAGAAUCCAAUGGCACAGGAACUUUUCAAUCUCCUUAUUUUCCUCAAAUCUAUCCGAGUGAUUACGUUGCAGAAUACAGAUUUCACAAUUUAAAUGUCAUGGGUUGCGUACAAAUAAUAUUCACCGAUUUUCGUAUAUCACCUUGGUCAUACAUAGAGGUUCUGGAUACUAAUAGAACACGAAUAGCAAUGUAUGAUGGGAAUAUCUUCCGUCCACCAGUUACAGUUUCAACAGGGCCUAAUUUAACACUUUACUUUAAAGCAAACGAUGAUUAUCCAAAUUCUGGUUUCAGAGCCAAGUAUGCAUUCUUUGCAGAUGCUGAGAAGUGCCAAGUGAUGUUACCUUCAACGGAAUGCGGUGGUUCUCUAGAAAAUCAUGGAGGAGUAAUCACGUUAAGCAAAACCAAUACUGACCAGAAGAUGCAGAUUUAUGAUUGUGUUUGGAUUAUCCAUCCUAAAUUCACCUACACCUACGAAACUUAUUUAGCAUUAAGAAUAGCCCAAUUUAAGAACAUGGGUCAAAAGUCAACUUUGGAGAUUAGACAAGGUAUCACGUCCACCUCCCGCCUUCUCUACACAGCCAGAGGUUACCACCAGAAACCAUCUGGUCAAGAGCUGAUUGUAUCAGCUAGUUCGGGUUAUUAUUUAAGGUUUAGUGGGUGUUUUGGAAACAAUUCCUUCAUGUCGAUCGUUUAUAGCACGUUCACUUAUAACGAAUGCCACCACACGCAGGAGUACCGCUGUAAAAAUGGAAGAUGUAUAAAGAAGCAACUGAGAUGUGAUGGAUUUAAUCAUUGUGGUGAUAAAUCAGACGAAUCAUCUUGUUUCACGGGUACUUCGAGUGGUCGGGACACCAGCUGGUGGCAAUCGUUCUCACCCAAGUUAUAUUAUCCCAAGCAAGACGGAGGAGGUUCAGGCAACCCUACAACUCUCAUACUCAUCGCUAGCAUUGCGGGCUUUGGUAUGUUCGUCUGGACAUUCGCUACAGUCCUUACCAAGUUGCAGAAGAAGAGGAGGACUCCGAAUAUUCGCGAGGCGGUACACACCAUCAGUGGCGAUGUUGAUGCCGAGAAUCGGAGGAAUUCUCCACCAUCCCCACCUAUGUACGAUCCACCCCCGUCGUACGAAGACGUAGUCAAGCCGUACACUACACCACCCCCGGACUAUACGACGGCAGUGAGCGGUAUGACCCGCAGUGGUGCUGAUAACUUAGCCUUUGUUCCGGAUAGUCAGGGCGAAUCCAGGACCCACUUACCACUUCUGAGGAACCUUUUGAGGAAUUUAAGCCCCACUCAACCUCCUCCUCGUCCUCCUCCACCCGGAUCUUCUAGGAGGACCUCGAAACACAGCUCUUUAGCCACCACUCCUAACUCCAGUGGGACCGGGGAGUGCGAAGUUUUUGUCAUCACGCCCGGUAGCUGUAAGCACAAUGGAGCAUGUAGUUGCGCCUAUUAUCGCACCCCGGCAUGUUCUAGUACGCAAGAUAGUCGCUGCUGAGCCAUAUCAACUGUAGGUGCUUCGUUUUCCUCCCUUAGUUCGAACAAAACGUGCCUUUCUGAUAGUUAGAAGGCGUCUUUCCCCCACUAUCUUUCUCUCUAUCUCUCUUUCUCUAUCUCUCUAUCUCUCUUCAAAAGUAGCAUCUUAGAUUAGUGCACAUUAACAUAUGUUAUUUUUAGGUUCCAUGACGCCAGGAACCCUGGUACGUCUCUAGAAACGAAGACUAUAGAGGAAAAAAAAAAAUACAAAAAUACAACAAAAAAUUUAUUUUCUUUCAGCUAGCAAUACGGAGGAGUGUAGAUUCGCUCGUGUCGUGUGUAUAUACAGAUACAUAUUCAUAUAUAAAUAUACAUACAUAAAUUAUAUAAUAAAAUAUAGAUGAAUUUUUUACUGUAAAUAAUAAUUCUUUGGUUUCUCACCGGUGAGAAGUCGUGGGUAGAGUUCCUUGUAAAUAUCGUUUGUAAAAAGAUGGCGAUGGGUGAUGUGCGCCAUCUUGAAUGUUCACCUGGUUCACAAUA
Messenger RNA from Centruroides sculpturatus (bark scorpion), 2509 nucleotides. RefSeq lists its product as uncharacterized. The record is from RefSeq and is a predicted model, not a curated record. NCBI's taxonomy places the organism in Eukaryota, Metazoa, Arthropoda, Arachnida, Scorpiones, Buthidae. The coding region runs from base 18 to 1991 and encodes 657 amino acids. The transcript is spliced from 11 exons. Gene Ontology annotation, molecular function: protein binding.